AUGAGUGCAUCUCUACGUACUCUUUAUUGGGAGCAGGACUACUUAUCUACUUUGCAUAUGGCUAUAUAUCUUCAUUCCCCGCGAGAACCUUGCAAAGAGGAAUUUAGCGACUGGCCAAACGGAUUGCUCACGAUCGGGACGUUCGGAAACAGCGAUCUGAACAAAGAUCAAGCGAGCCAAAAUCAACAAGAUCGCACUCCAUCUUCAUCCCAAGACCAAUCACCACAAGACCUCACCAUUGAAGAAGUGUGGAAACUUCAGCAAGAAUUGAAUUCAUUCUUGAACGUGCAACCCCAACAGCGCAAUCCCUCGUCCGAAGCAACAGGCAAUAGCAGUAGCUCCGGCCUGCACCGAUACGCCAGUAGCCCUUUGAGCUCGGAGAUCAUCACCGCCGUAAGAGAAAUCGCCGAGCUAAUUACUCAUGAGCCAAACACAAGAGACGACAAUUUCCAGGAGACAAACGGGGCGGUUGUUUCUCGCAGGUCAGGGAAAGAGAGUGUGGUUUUGGAUGGCGCUAAGAGGCAUGGGAUUGGAAAGAGGUCAUUGUCUUUGCUUAUGAAGAAGGUGUUUGCUUGCAAAAGCGGGUUUGACUAUGAGCUCUCGCCGGUUCGCAGCUUAAAAGACCCUCUCCCCGAGACUAGAACGGAGAAGAUUUUGAAGGCAAUACUUCACAAGAAAAUAUACCCCAGAAGCUCAAGCCAAGCAUUAUCUGCAAAGAGAUGUUUGGAACCAAGGCCAAUGCCCAAAUCAUCACCUGAUCAAGAACAAGUUGACGAGGAGAUGGCGAAAAGUAAAUGGGACAGAACCGAUUCCGAAUAUAUUGUUCUGGAGAUAUAACAACCGGAAAUUUGGCAGGCACGAUAUCAAUACAGUUCAAGGGUUAAAUUUUCUUACUUGUGCUUGUGGUAGUGAGGAGCAAGAUGCCACUUCCUUCGGAGACUACAGAGAAUAAUGCCAUGAAAGUUAAGGAAAGAUGUGAAGAUUUAGGCCAUAUCACAGGAAUUCAAGAACUGUGCAUGAAUGUGAAUGGCAGGAUCAAACAUUGGAUCACUCCCUCAUUCAAACGACAUCAUCACCAUCACACAGUCUUGCCAAGUUUGAACUGCACAUGGAUUUCUUGAAGGAAGAAACCGACGAAUUACAAUAAUCAAAGGUGGAGAAAAGAGCGAGUUAAUGCCCUAAUAGCAUUCCUUAAAA
Syzygium oleosum is the source of this 1197-nucleotide messenger RNA. RefSeq names its product protein NEGATIVE GRAVITROPIC RESPONSE OF ROOTS-like. Bases 1 to 837 code for a protein of 278 amino acids. The record is from RefSeq and is a predicted model, not a curated record. The transcript is spliced from 5 exons. NCBI's taxonomy places the organism in Eukaryota, Viridiplantae, Streptophyta, Magnoliopsida, Myrtales, Myrtaceae. Gene Ontology annotation, biological process: regulation of growth; gravitropism.